Messenger RNA from Diversispora eburnea, 443 nucleotides. The record is from the annotation of a GenBank genome assembly. Lineage: Eukaryota; Fungi; Glomeromycota; Glomeromycetes; Diversisporales; Diversisporaceae.
AUAAAUCUCCUAGUAAGAAGGCAAAGAAGGAAGUUAAACCAGUCGAUAGAGAAAAAUCGGUGAACCUGAAAAAGCUUAUUGAUGAAUUACUAUCUAACUAUAUUUAUCCGCAGAUUGGUGAAGUUGUUGAAGAGAGUGGGGGGUUAUAUAAACAAUAUAAAGAGUACAAAAAAGAUAAUGGUAAAGAAGCAUCUAAUGCUUUAGUUUUUGAUGAUGUUAGGAAACAAAUUUCAAAAGUAAGUGAUACUGCAUUGCGAAAGAGAAUAGAAAGAGCUCGGAAAAUAUAUAAGCUUUUUACUGCUAUCGUUAAUGGUGAUGAAAAAAUUGCAAAACAAAAAAUAGUACUAAUUAGAUCAUUUUCGUUGUAUUCUAUUUCAAACUUAAGCCAGAGCAAUAUAAAUUUUAUAAUUGUAAAAUGUUUGAGAAAUAAAGAUAUGAAAUGA